Messenger RNA from Carlito syrichta (Philippine tarsier), 2444 nucleotides. RefSeq names its product G protein subunit alpha i2 (gene GNAI2). Bases 385 to 1452 code for a protein of 355 amino acids. The transcript has 9 exons. The record is from RefSeq and is a predicted model, not a curated record. Gene Ontology annotation, cellular component: heterotrimeric G-protein complex. Lineage: Eukaryota; Metazoa; Chordata; Mammalia; Primates; Tarsiidae. Gene Ontology annotation, biological process: adenylate cyclase-modulating G protein-coupled receptor signaling pathway; gamma-aminobutyric acid signaling pathway. Gene Ontology annotation, molecular function: GTP binding; G protein-coupled receptor binding; GTPase activity.
AGAGCCGGAUCCCAGGGUUCAGAUCCACCCCUAUUGCCUUCUUGCCGCGUGGCCCCGCCUUCAGUCCAGGCCCGAGUCUGGGCUGCGCCUAACUUAUCCCGCCUCUCCACCCUUAAGCCAAUCACUAUCUCUGAAUCUCCUCUGGCCCCGCCUCCAGACCCGCCCCGGCCCAGUGCCAGGCUUGGUUUACCCGGGCCCCACCCCCGGCCCGCCCCUCCGUCGGUGCGCCGCGGUCGGGAAGGCGCCUCCACUAGACGCUCGGAACUGCCGACCCGAUAGCUGCCCUCAGGGGGCCGGUGGCGGGAGCGGAGUGGGUCAGGCGGGGCCGAGCCGGGCCGUGGGCCGUGUUGGGGCCGGGCGGCGGCCGGGCCGGCGGACGGCGGGAUGGGCUGCACCGUGAGCGCCGAGGACAAGGCAGCGGCCGAGCGCUCUAAGAUGAUCGACAAGAACCUGCGGGAGGACGGCGAGAAGGCGGCGCGGGAGGUGAAGUUGCUGCUGUUGGGUGCUGGAGAGUCAGGGAAGAGCACCAUUGUCAAGCAGAUGAAGAUCAUCCACGAGGAUGGCUACUCCGAGGAGGAAUGCCGGCAGUAUCGGGCAGUCGUCUACAGCAACACCAUCCAGUCAAUCAUGGCCAUCGUCAAGGCCAUGGGCAACCUGCAGAUUGACUUUGCCGACCCUUCCCGCGCGGACGACGCCAGGCAGCUGUUUGCACUGUCUUGCACUGCCGAGGAGCAGGGCGUGCUCCCUGAUGACCUCUCCGGCGUCAUCCGGAGGCUCUGGGCUGACCAUGGUGUGCAGGCCUGCUUUGGCCGCUCGAGGGAAUACCAGCUCAACGACUCAGCCGCCUAUUACCUGAAUGAUUUGGAGCGCAUCGCACAGAGCGACUACAUUCCCACGCAGCAGGACGUGCUACGGACCCGUGUAAAGACCACGGGUAUUGUGGAGACUCACUUCACCUUCAAGGACCUUCACUUCAAGAUGUUUGAUGUGGGUGGUCAGCGGUCUGAGCGGAAGAAGUGGAUCCACUGCUUUGAGGGCGUCACAGCCAUCAUCUUCUGUGUAGCCUUGAGCGCCUAUGACUUGGUGUUAGCUGAGGACGAGGAGAUGAACCGCAUGCAUGAGAGCAUGAAGCUGUUUGAUAGCAUCUGCAACAACAAGUGGUUCACAGACACGUCCAUCAUCCUCUUCCUCAACAAGAAGGACCUGUUCGAGGAGAAGAUCACACACAGCCCCCUGACCAUCUGCUUCCCGGAGUAUACAGGGGCCAACAAGUAUGAUGAGGCAGCCAGCUACAUCCAGAGUAAGUUUGAGGACCUGAAUAAGCGCAAAGACACCAAGGAGAUCUACACGCACUUCACAUGUGCCACUGACACCAAGAACGUGCAGUUUGUGUUUGAUGCCGUCACUGAUGUCAUCAUCAAGAACAACCUGAAGGACUGCGGCCUCUUCUGAGGGGCAGUGGGGCCUAGCAGGAUGGGCCACCGCCGACUCUGCUCUCCUAGCCCUUGAGGAAGAUGGGGGCAAGAAGACCACGCUCCCUGGCUGUUCCCCCUGGCCGCUUUUCUCCUCUUUCCUCUCUUUGUUCUCAGCAUUCCCUGUCCUCUCCCUCAGCUCCAGACUUAGAAGAGGGGUUGCCGCAGGCCUCCCUGUUUAAAGCCCGCCCUUAUCUGAGGUGCCGGGAACGGCCAUGGUACCCCCUUUCUGGGCAUCUGUUCUGGUUUUUUAACCACUGUCUUGUUCUGUGAUGGGGGAGGGGAGCACAUGCUGAGUCUCCCAAGGCCUGUCUGGAGGAGCACCCCUGGACCCCUGGCUUUGCCCAACACCAGUCCCUGCCCAAGUCCAAAUGUUUACAGGGAGCCUCCUGCCCACCUCCCCACCCCUACAGCCGCUUGGAGGCCCCAAAGGAAAAAGCACAAGAAGCGUGAGACGCCACCAUUCCUCAAGACCACAGUCCAACCUGCUCAUUCUCGUAGCUUUUUAAAAAAAUGAAAGUAAAGGAAAAAAAAAACUGCAAACCUAGAAAACUUUUUAGAGAAAAACUAUUUAAAACUGUCAGAUCCCGACCAGCACCCACCCAAGCCCCGUUCAGUGAUUCCGUGCCUUGAGUGUGUCUGCCUGUUUACACCCAUCCCUCUGCUGGCCGCCCCCGGGCGAGUGGCACCCCUGUCCUGCCCUCCACAGAAUUAGGUUCCAAGGGCUGUUCCAGACAACUGCCAAUGUCACUGAGGGCCCUGCCCCAGCGGCCCUGGGCCCAGGCUCCAUUAACCUAAAUGUAGCUCCUUAGCGCUAACCUAGGAACCGCCGCUGCCUGCUGAGGGGCCAUCCCCCUCAUGCCCUUGCCCCAGGCCUGGGGCUUUCAGCGUUGAACACUUCCUUGCUUUUUUCACAUGUUUUAUGGAAUUGUUCACCUGGUUUGAAAUAAUAAAAUGUAGAAAGAAAAAAAA